CCAACAGGAGGUCCCAGCCAGUGAAACGGCGCGGGUGUCACCCUUAGACUUUCCUCGGUACAUCUCGUCCCUCUCCUUACCUCUGCCCUCUUACUGGCAGCCCAGGCACCAGCUGUUCUCUCGCGUGAUCUCGUCUACUCUUACCUGGGCCUCCACAAGAGGCAGCGAGGCUCUCAACGUGAGCUCUCAGUCUCCCUUCGUCAAGGACCGGCCUGUCCCCACCCUGGGUCUGCUGCCAUGGAAACAACGCCACCCAUAUGUCCACGGGGUUAAGAGCAGCAGGUUUGGCAGCCCGGGCUAUCCCUCACCCCUCGACAGGUUCAGAAACACACGAGACUCGCCACUUGGCAGCAAUGCCAGCUUCUCACACAUGCCCCGCUCCACCACAGUCGAGUCCAGGCUGCAGCAUGCAACCUCAGCCCCUCGCCUGAAUGUUAUGCCAGGCAAUGGUCUCUACAGCUUCAGCUUCUCUCCGGGGCUGUCCAAGGGGUCAUUUGGCACCUCUGAAAACAUCCCCUGUGGCCAUUGGUUAUUCCGUAACUUUGUGGGUGGUGGGAACUGUGGAGUUGUUUUCCCAACAACCAUCGUCAAUCCAAACAAAGCUGUCCUUACUCUUGAUUCCUCCUCAAGGGAUCGUGACUCAGAUCUUGACAGCAAAUGAUAUGUCAUCAUUGCUUCUUGGUCACUCAGAGGACGAAUUGUGUGGUAAAAUGAAAUUGACGGACUUCAUUGCAAAUCCCAGCACUAAACAGAAGCUUGGUUCGCUUGCCAGUCCAUGUCCCCCUGCAGAAACAGACAGCACGGAGACUUCCAUUCAUACCUUGCCUGACCCUGACAUACUAGAUAAUCAAGGGAUGGUGCUCUUCAGUGGUAAAGUGGUUAAUGUUGACACCUUCGACAAUGGCACGCUUCCCUGUUCACUCUGGCUGAAAGGUCUUCCACAUGAGGAAGAUGAAGAUCAGAGGUGGAUUGCAAUUUUGGAGCCAGUGGAUAUAACUGUAGCUAAGGCUUCGGUAGACGUGACUGGUCGCAUUCUUAAGCAUGAUUCUUCCUUUAGUACAUUAUUUGGGUAUGCAGAAAAUGAUGAACUCAACAAAUUUAAUGUUCGAGAACUCAUUCCAGCACUGGAGGUGCCCAAAUCUCCUCGGGAAAUAACAAAGGAUAUUGAGAAGCAACAGUGUACAGGACAGACGGUUGACUGUGCAACAUUCCCUCUGUGUGCACACUUCUCUUAUAAUAAGGCACAGACUGAUGAAGUUGUAAAGAAAAUAAUUUUUGAUCUUGAAAUUUGGGUUUUCUCAAACAUCAGUGGCUUAGUGAUGCUGGAUGAUUCUGGCAAGAUUAUUGAUUAUAAUUAUAAUUUCACAAGACUUUUGUUUGGGUAUGGCAAGAACGAACUCGAAGGAAAGGACAUCACCAGUCUCAUACCAACUUUUGUUGAUGAUGUCGCCUUAAUUCGGAAACUGAACAGUCCGUCCUUUGACUCUGACUCGGAUUCGACCAUCAGUGAUAAUGAAGAGGAGAACCAAAAGGAAAAUAGCAAAAGUGUCGGUGUUAACAAUUCCCAGGUGAAGAAGAGUCUGCCAGACAAGGAUGUGACCAUUUUUAUUUCUGAGCCUUCUUCCAUAACAACACCUGACCGCAGCAAUGUUACUACAGACAGUAAGCUCCAGGGUUCCCUCUAUACCACAACACUCAACACAUUCAAUUCAACAGGAAAUAGUACAGGCAAUGCUGAGAACAGUCAGAAUAUUAUACAGACAGGCAAGGCAAUGAGGGAUAUUACAAACUCGAUGAAUGUUCUCAACGUUAGUCAACAGGCUAACACAAACCAAUCGAGCUCUCCAAGCAUACACUCAAGUCCAAGUAAGCUGAGGCCAAGUCAUGAUCAUAGCAAUACUUCCAAUGCAAGUUUUCCCAAGGUACAAAGUGGAGGAUGUCCAAAUUUGCUUCCUGAAGAUGUAGUCACAUCAACUCCUGCUAUAGAACGAAAGAAAACUCAGAGCCGUAUGGACUCCAUAGAAGAAGGCAGUUUCUUUGGGGUUGGGAAACAUAAAGAUGGCUCUGACCUCGUGAUCAUCUACCAAAUUCGUCGCAUUGAGCUAAAUGGCAGGCCACAUUUUUGUGUGUGGAUAUUACGUGAUCCAGAGGAGCCGGGUGAGGGCGGUAAAUCCCAUACCAAUCUAACUCUAGCGUCUACGUUCAGUGAGACUACCGAGGCAUCUUUAGGCAAUGCUAUCAAAGCCCAAGCACAGAAGGAGGUGAUUGAUCUUGAAGAAGACUCUGAUUCAUCAGAUGAUGAUGUUGAGAACAGUCAGACUAGUACUGAUGGCAGUUCUGGGGCCGAGUAUUCCCUCAACCAUUCCAGGAGGGGUAACCGAGACACUUCUUCUAGUUGCCCAGAUGAGGGAGAAGAACUUCUAGUAGCAGGAGACUUCAGUAAACACUACACAGUCCUGCGGCAAAUUGGAAAAGGAGCAUUUGGAUGUGUCAAGAUGAGCGUCCACAAUAGUGAUGGUCUCUUGGUGGUAACUAAGUUUAUUAAGAAGAGUAAAGUGUAUCAGGACAGCUGGGUUGAUGACCUCCUUCUACGUAAAAGAGUGCCUUUAGAAGUGUCGCUUCUUAUGACCCUAGAUCAUCCCAACAUUGUAUGUGUGUUUGAUAUGUUUGAAAACGAUGAUUACUUUCAACUAGUAAUGGAGAAAUGGGGUGCAGGUAUGGACUUGUUUGAGUUCAUCGACCGUAAUCCACUACUUGAUGAAUCUCUUGCGGCUUAUAUCUUCAGACAGAUUGUCUCUGCUCUAACCUACCUUCACUCUCUGAGCAUCAUACAUCGAGAUGUCAAAGAUGAGAAUGUGAUAUUAAAUAACAAAUUCCACGUCAAACUCAUUGACUUUGGUUCUUCGGCGUUUACCAAACCUGGCAAGUUGUUUUCUCAGUUUGCCGGAACUGUGGAAUAUUGCAGUCCUGAAGUGCUUAAAGGAAACAGGUACAGUGGCUAUGAGUUAGAAGUUUGGUCCCUAGGAGUUACCCUCUACACUCUGAUGUAUGGAGAAAACCCUUUUUACGACGUUGAUGAAACUAUCAAAGGCGACUUAACCUUCCCCGUAGUGCAUUCACAUGAGCUGUGCUCCCUUCUGACGGGGAUGCUGGAGAAAGACCCCAGAGCUCGUAUGACCAUGGAUGAAGUGGCGGCACAUCCGUGGACACAACUGGAGUGUAAUUUGGAGGAAUAUGUUUUCCAUGAGGUUGUCAGAUGUUCAUACGAUGAAUGCCACCCCAAGAAAUACAUCACCGAAUACAGUGAGAGUGAUACUUCAAUAUCCACUGCUUCCAAUAGUUUUAUCUAUGAGAAUACUAUGCAAUAUACCAGAAGGUCUCUCUCCUUCACUCCACAGGGUAGCCAGAAUGAUAAUGAUCAUGUACGUAUGCAACGCUCGGCUACCUCCAUAAGUUCUUCCCAAUUAACAUUAGAGAACUCUGGGGAAGAGGUGCCAGUUUAUGACUUGUCGGAGUCAGCCGGAGCAUCAAGAACCUCCAGCUCUCAAUCUGCAUCAUCUAUGAGAAGUACAAUAACAGUGGAUUCCUCUUCGUUUUCGUGCUGUUCACCAUCUUCGGAGUCAUGUGAGAGCAGCGAGUCAUCCACACAAUUAGAAUCAACACCAUCAUCUACCUCAGCUACAUACUAUGACAACUUGAGCAGCACCGACACUCUUUCUGGCCAUAGUUCAGAAGACAGUAUUAACUUGUCCUCAGCUUUGGCAAAAUAUUGUAGACUUGAGAACUCUGAAGAUGUGGCCGACUCCAACUAUGAGAAUAAAAGGGAGUGCAGUAAGUUGGACUCUGAGGAUACAGAGUGCUUUAGUGACUCCAAAUCAGAGAAUACUAAAGAAUAUGAUGACUCUGAAUAUGAAAAUAUUAAGGAUGUCAUAAAUUCUGAUUAUGAAGACGCCUUGGUGAGUGUAGAGCCUGACUUUGAAAAUGUCAAGCGUAUGGGUGAUUUAGGCUUUGUAAAUGCACAAAUAUUUGACAAUUCCAGUGCUGAGAACACAAAAGAUUCAGAUAAUUCUGAUUUACAGAAAGCUAUGGAAGAUUAUAGUGCCAGCUCAAAAAAACAGAGUAAAAUCUUUGACUUUAGAGAGAAAAUUAAUGGUGAAAACUCUGGAGGAAACCCCUUACCAGAUAUAGAUAAUGCAAAGGAUGUAGAGUUUGAUCAAUUAUUAGAUCACCAGAAUGAAAUGGAUCAUACUAAGUUAAGACACCUGUGGGAAGGGAAUUCUUUAGAGUUUGAAAUGAAGUACAUGAAUAGUGAGCCGUCAGAGUACGAAGGUGAUCAGUGGUAUGAUGAUGUUAAUCUGGCCUUGCCUGAUCCAUUCGAUUCAUGGUGGGAUGAUCUUGAUUUAGAUAGUCCAUAAUUCUGGAACAAAAUCUGACAUAACCCUCAGGUAUUUAAUGAGAUACUGUACUAGUCUGAGCCAAUGUUUUCCAUCAGAAGUGGACCGUUUAAUUGGUUAUCCUCCUAUUGCUUUACUGUCCUUGGUAUAUUUUAGAUUCUCUUAGAUGUUAUGUCUUUGGUGGGGUUGUCAACAUGUGCAAGGAUUAGUUCAAUUUUUCAUUCUACAUUGUGUUUCACACGGGAUCUGAAGGUAUUAUAUAAUUUUCUUAAGUUCUUUUAGAUUGAUGUAUUAAAUAUCAUGUUGCUUGCAGACCAUCCAAAGUCUACAUGCUUCUAUCUGUUAUCUUGCAAAUUUAAGAAUAAAGAUAAGAUAAAGCUGAGAGCAGUGAGUUAAUGGACAUAGCUCAUACGUAAUCUCUACCGAGCACAAUACUGGUAAUCAUAAGUUUUAAUAUUUUGUGUACAUAGUAAGAUGGGUAUAUUUUCUUUGUAGAAAGUUAUUAAUUAUUAAAAUACAUCUACUUUCUUUGAAUGAACAAUUUUGUAUGAGCUUAUUUUUCCCCUGUCAAAAGAUAAUUGCAUGUUAAGCUUAUAAAGAAACCUAAGGUGCUUUUUAAUGCUGACCCAUUAUGUAAAUAGU
Messenger RNA from Procambarus clarkii (red swamp crayfish), 5036 nucleotides. The record is from RefSeq and is a predicted model, not a curated record. NCBI's taxonomy places the organism in Eukaryota, Metazoa, Arthropoda, Malacostraca, Decapoda, Cambaridae.